AGAAUGGCCUCGGACUCCCUGGCAGCCCCUGACGUGUCGGGGAGGAGCCGCGCGCGGAGGUGCGCGGAGUGGAGCUCAGGGCUGCGGACUGGAGCGGAGCUGAGCGGCUGGGCGGGCCUGGCCAGGCCAGCGGAGCGGAGACGUCGGUCGAGCGGCGGCGAACAUGCGCUUUUGACACAUUGGAGGCUUUCUUGAUCAUGGAUGGUGAAGAUAUACCAGAUUUUUCAAGUUUAAAGGAGGAAACUGCUUAUUGGAAGGAACUUUCCUUAAAGUAUAAACAAAGCUUCCAGGAAGCUCGGGAUGAGCUAGUUGAAUUCCAGGAAGGAAGCAGAGAAUUAGAAGCAGAGUUGGAGGCGCAAUUAGUACAGGCUGAACAAAGAAAUAGAGACUUGCAAGCUGAUAACCAAAGACUGAAGUAUGAAGUGGAAGCGUUGAAGGAGAAACUAGAACAUCAAUAUGCACAGAGCUACAAGCAGGUCUCAGUAUUAGAAGAUGAUUUAAGUCAGACUCGGGCCAUUAAGGAGCAGUUGCACAAGUAUGUGAGAGAGCUGGAGCAGGCCAACGAUGACCUGGAGCGAGCAAAAAGGGCAACAAUAGUUUCACUGGAAGACUUUGAACAAAGGCUAAAUCAGGCCAUUGAACGAAAUGCAUUUUUAGAAAGUGAACUUGAUGAAAAGGAAUCUUUGUUGGUCUCUGUACAGAGGUUAAAGGAUGAAGCAAGAGAUUUAAGACAAGAAUUGGCUGUUCGGGAAAGACAGCAGGAAGUGACCAGAAAGUCAGCUCCCAGUUCUCCCACUCUAGACUGUGAAAAGAUGGAUUCUGCUGUCCAGGCAUCACUUUCUUUGCCAGCUACUCCUGUUGGCAAAGGAACGGAGAAUAGUUUUCCUUCACCAAAAGCGAUACCAAACGGUUUUGGGACCAGUCCACUGACUCCUUCAGCUAGGAUAUCAGCACUGAACAUCGUGGGGGAUCUCUUACGGAAAGUAGGGGCUUUAGAAUCCAAAUUAGCAGCUUGCAGGAAUUUUGCAAAGGACCAAGCAUCACGAAAAUCCUAUAUUUCAGGGAACGUUAACUGUGGGGUGAUGAAUAGCAACAGCACGAAGUUCUCUCGAUCAGGGCACACAUCUUUCUUCGACAAAGGGGCAGUAAACGGCUUUGACCCGGCUCCUCCUCCUCCUGGUCUGGGCUCCUCGCGCCCGUCGUCGGCCCCGGGUAUGCUGCCUCUCAGUGUGUGAGUGCCCGGCCUCCAGGUGGGGGCUCCCGCCCUCCUCCAGCUGCCCAGGACACACCCACGCCUCACCCCCCGGUGCCUGGGCCCGGCUCGUGCCCCUCCGCCCGCCUCCUCGCGGCCGGCAGAGGGCAGGCUGCAUGCAGUGGCGGCUGCUGGGCCCCGCCCAGCCCCAGGACUCUGCGCGAUAUCAAUACUGGCUAUUUUCUCUUCUCGCCGUAGUGCCGUUGGUUUCACAUGAUUGCACUUUUGUGGGUCACGAGGUGAUACGUACGUGUAUUACUUGGUCACUGGAUGCAGAAGUACCCAUUCAUCACGCCUCAUAGCCCCGCCCCGCUGUGCGGAUAGGAGUAGUUGUGUUUAGGACAUUGCAGAUCUUCUAGCAGCUCUCCCCCAAAUCAGGUCGACAUGUGCCCUCCCCCUGAGCCCCCACCCAGGCAUCUCCAGUGCUCAUGAUCAUGUGUCCCCCUCCUCUACCACUCACAGUUUGGGUCUGUUACUGGCAGAGUCAAGAAGGUCACUGAAUUAGGGAACAUUUUCUGCACCUUCUGAUUUUACUUUAGCGGUUAUCAUUCCAUAGACUUGCCUCCCAGAGCAGCAAGAUGCCUGUCUGAGCCCCAGAGAGCAGGAGCUUCCGGGACCGGGGCACACGGGGCCGUGUCCCUGCUAUCUCUACUUCCUCAUGUGCCUCAGACUUGGGGUUGGGGUGGUGGCAGCCGCCUCGCCGGCUCUCUGGUCCUUCAGUUCAAUGACAUCUUCAGAGCAUCUCGUUUUGUCUUCUGAGGGCCUGUCCCGUUGCGUCAGGAAGGGUUGAGCGGCCUGGUUCCAGGGGCGGCUCUUGUGGCUCCUGGGGGUGGGCAGACUGGAAGUGGUUGGCCCUGUGCAUCCUUCGAUUACUCAUGCUGCGUUUACUGUUUACAUUUGUUUUAUUGUACAUAGGUUUGUAAACAUUAUCGCCUGAGGUAUUUGUAUAUAACUUGGGCUUUGUAGCUUUUAUUUAUUCAGAACUCACGUGGCAUGUUAAUGACUUACGAUGGUGCCCUCCUCUGGGCAGCUGUAUAGGGUCAUCAUGUGGUUAAAAAAAUACUUCCCCUCAAAAAAAUCUUUUAAUGUGGAAACAAUAAAUUUCACAGAAAAAAAAAAAAAAGGAUUGAGGUUGCUUUAUUGGGUCUCUGCCAUCCUGUGAGAGAAGAGCUGGAGUUGCAAAGCCGGGUUCGGAUGUCACUUCUGCUCUGAUGUGGGACAUGUGGAUGGAUGGACGGCAGCUGUGGAGCAGGGCAGAGGAGAGUCAGGUGGCCUUAGGCGAUACCCAGGGUACCAGCGGGCAUUCUCAUGCUGAUCGUUUGUAUUUAUUUAUUUUUUUGUACAAUAGUACAUAACUUAUAGGUACACAAUAUAGUGACUCACAGUUUUUAAAGGUUAUUUUCCAUUAACAGUUACCACAAAAUACUGGCUGUAUUCCCUGUGUUGUAUGGUACAUUCUUGUAGCUUAUUUGUUUCUCUUGGUGCUGAUUUCUGCUGUGAUUUCCAGGAGCAGCCCGAGAAUGGCCCCAGCCCAAUGCAGAAAUCUAAGAGGAGGGACCUGGACUCGAGGGAGGCAGCUUGCCAAGUCACAGGGUGACUGUGGUGGGUCUGGGAGCUGGUCCUCCAGCGGGGCUGCUUUUCAUGACACGUGCUGGGGCUCAGGGAUUAGGGGUUCCUCGGUCCUGGGCUUCUCUCCUUAUCCCUCAGGUUGAUGCUAGGAAGGUGCUGGAUGUUGCGUAGCAAGACCCAGGGUGACUGGGCUGGGGGAACAAGUAAACUAGGGGUCUCUAUGAAUGUGUCAGAUUCUGAACAUUGCUUAUAACAAAGCAUAAACGAAGUAGUUUAUAGUUUUAAAACUAUAUGUAAAUGAAAAGUGACUCCAGUUCCUAAGUGAGUAAGAAACAUGAAGUAGGAUACAUUGAAAAGGUUUUCUUGUCAGUUAAUACAUGUGCAGGAACAUCUUUGUUAGUUGUUCCUGGAGACUUUGCCAUAAGCUGACUCGUGAGAGUCGCUUGCAGUGGUGUGUGUGCCCCAGUUGUGCUGGCUGAGCAGCUGAAAACUCCAGGUGUCGUACUGAUGGGCAGCGUCCCUCAGCUGCUUUCCCAGCCAGCGGUGAAGGACUGGAUUAGAUCAGGGCUUUCAGCUUUCAGCAGACCUCUUUGUUUAUGCAGGAACCCCAAAUCAAAAACGUAGCAAACCGAGCUCCUCUAGUUACAGCGAGGAUGAGUUCUGGAGCUUGAAUCCCUGUCCGUGGCUUCCCAGUGGGAGAGGGGUCCCUGCAUCCAGGGCCCCACGUGUUAUUCACUGGCUGUCCCGACUGCUCUGGGUCCAGGAGAGCCGGGCCAGGUCCGUGAAAGUGCAGCAGUCUGCUGCUGGGUUUACUCUGGGGAGGAGACGCCCAUGUAUUUUUGUUUUUUUUAUAGCUGCAGCAGACCCUGUGAGGAAGCUGGUUGACUCCUUCCGGCCUCUCUGAGCUUUCUGUGUGGAUUACAGAGCUUCCCUUGCUUACUAUGGGAUUACGUCCUGAUAAACUCAUUCAUUGUAAAUUGCAAAUACCUUAAAUUGAAAAUGAGUUUGUUACACCUAACCUGUUGAACAUCACAGCUUAGCCUUGUCUACCUUAAACGUGCUGGGAAUGCUUCCAUUUGUCUACAGUUGGGCAAAAUCAUCUCACACCAAAGCGUGUUUGAUAAAAAAAAAGUGUUGAUUGUCUCAUGUAGUGGAUUGAAUACUGGACUGAAAGUGGAGAGCGGAAUGGUCAUCUGGGUGCAGAACGGCUGUCAGUAGUCGCGUGGCUGACCCGGAGCUGCCCUGCCCAGCACUGAGGGGGACUGUACUACCGCCUAUUGCUAGCCUGGGAAAAGAUUAAAACUUAAAAUUCAAA
Camelus dromedarius (Arabian camel) is the source of this 4136-nucleotide messenger RNA. It is a transcript of the gene NDEL1, whose product is annotated as nudE neurodevelopment protein 1 like 1. NCBI's taxonomy places the organism in Eukaryota, Metazoa, Chordata, Mammalia, Artiodactyla, Camelidae. Gene Ontology annotation, molecular function: microtubule binding. The record is from RefSeq and is a predicted model, not a curated record. Gene Ontology annotation, biological process: centrosome localization; vesicle transport along microtubule; chromosome segregation. The coding region runs from base 198 to 1235 and encodes 345 amino acids. The transcript is spliced from 9 exons. Gene Ontology annotation, cellular component: kinetochore; centrosome; kinesin complex.